GCAUUAGAGAGACAGAUCUUUGACUUCCUUGGUUUCCAAUGGGCUCCUAUCCUUGGCAAUUUCCUACAAAUAAUAGUUGUCAUUUUGGGUUUGUUUGGAACCAUCCAGUUUAGGCCUCGAUAUAUAGUUGUGUACACGGUGUGGACUGCCCUGUGGGUCACCUGGAAUGUUUUCAUUAUCUGCUUCUAUUUGGAAGUAGGCGGACUUUCUAAGGAAACCGAUCUCAUGACCUUUAACAUCUCAAUGCACCGCUCUUGGUGGCGGGAACACGGGCCCGGCUGCAUACGAAGGGUGGUGCGUCCUUCUGCCCCUGGCAUCCUAGACGAUUACUCCUACGUCUCUGUGACAGGCUGCAUAAUUGAUUUCCAGUACCUAGAGGUCAUUCACAGCGCUAUCCAAAUACUCCUCUCCCUGAUUGGAUUUGUGUAUGCCUGUUACGUGAUCAGUAUUUUCAUGGAGGAGGAGGACAGCUGUCGAAGUAAGUAAUGAACAUGGACUCAAGACUUGUGCUGCUGUAGCUGAAGAACCAGAUUUUAGAAGAAAAGACCAACCUUGUGAUUCAUCAUUCUGGAAGAAACCCACCAUCCGUUUCUCACGGCACGUGGAUUGUUCUUCCCACAGGCUCAGUGUCGUUAUCAGCAUUGUUAUUUCGUAGACCCUUGUAGAUGAUCUUGAAUUUUUGAAUAAUUUACUUAUAUGGACACUUGUAAAUUGUAAAUUUUUUCUUUUUUAAUUUCAAUAUUUUUACAACAUUUAGUGUUAAGGCAUGAAAACAAAACAACCUGUGAAAACUAGGAGAAAGGUGCGUCUUUCUCAAAAAAGUCAGUAUUUUUUGACUGAUAGAAUCAUACUGUGCCUGGUCAAGAUUGUGUCAGUGAACAGUAAUUCUGACUCCAAAAUAUGCAGCAGGAGUCAAACUCUAACAGUGUACAAGAGAUCAUUUCAAUGCUGUGUUUAGAAUUCAUGAUGUCCACUCCUUGCAUUGUUUGAACUGCUGUAUGCAGUAGGAAUUGAUCUAUGACUCUUCUUACCCAGAUGUUCCAGCACUAAUGUACUCAUCUAAUUAGUGCAACUAAUAUAUGGCUCCUUCUCCCUCCCUAAUCUCUUUUGCCCUGAGCCCACCACCAGUAGCUGUCUCUGAUUUGAAGAGAAGUAGGACGACUGCUCUAUGGCUGUCGGUCUCUAGGAACCCUUACAUCCAGGGCUCUCUAGAUGUCUGUGUUUUGCACAUUUUUGAACUCUUUUCCUCCCUUCUCCCAGAAAGAAGCCAAGCAUGAAUGUACAGUACAAGGCACCAACUGAAGCCUUAGAAGCCUCUGGGGACUAAUUUUGCUCUUAAUUUAAAAGUAAACAAACAAACCUGAAAAUGUGUGUAAAAAUUUGUAAAGUUAUUUGUAAAUACUUCUAGAGAAAGAACAUGUAUGUAACUGUGGUAUUUUGUUUUCUAUUCUGUUUCCACUAGCAUAAAGUGAUACACAAAG
Aptenodytes forsteri (emperor penguin) is the source of this 1481-nucleotide messenger RNA. RefSeq names its product Na+/K+ transporting ATPase interacting 3 (gene NKAIN3). The record is from RefSeq and is a predicted model, not a curated record. Lineage: Eukaryota; Metazoa; Chordata; Aves; Sphenisciformes; Spheniscidae. The transcript is spliced from 5 exons. Gene Ontology annotation, biological process: regulation of sodium ion transport. Bases 226 to 486 code for a protein of 86 amino acids.